Molecule: messenger RNA, 5274 nt
Organism: Puma concolor (puma)
Lineage: Eukaryota; Metazoa; Chordata; Mammalia; Carnivora; Felidae
Source: RefSeq, a predicted model, not a curated record
AUGUUACAACGGUUUUACCUCUGGAAAUGCUUAGCCUCGGGGAUCAUCCUGGGAGUGCUGUCUGCAGUCUGCUUCGGCCAGUACGAUGACGACUGGCAAUAUGAGGAUUGCAAACUAGCUAGGGGAGGACCGCCAGCCACCAUAGUUGCCAUUGAUGAAGAAAGCCGGAAUGGUACGAUUCUGGUGGAUAACAUGCUGAUCAAAGGGACUGCGGGAGGACCAGACCCCACCAUCGAACUUUCCUUAAAGGACAACGUGGAUUACUGGGUGUUGCUGGACCCCAUCAAGCAAAUGCUCUUCCUGAACAGCACGGGCAGAGUUCUGGAUAGAGACCCCCCGAUGAACAUACACUCGAUCGUGGUGCAGGUGCAGUGCAUCAACAAGAAGGUGGGCACCGUCAUCUACCAUGAGGUUCGCAUCGUGGUGAGGGACCGCAACGACAACUCUCCCACGUUCAAGCACGACAGCUACUAUGCCACGGUGAAUGAGCUCACUCCGGUCGGCACCACCAUAUUUACAGGGUUUUCAGGAGACAACGGAGCUACAGACAUAGAUGAUGGACCAAAUGGGCAGAUAGAAUACGUCAUCCAGUACAAUCCGGAGGACCCGACAUCCAAUGACACCUUUGAAAUCCCCCUCAUGUUGACUGGGAAUGUGGUGUUAAGGAAGAGGCUCAACUAUGAAGACAAGACUCGGUACUUUGUCAUCAUCCAAGCUAAUGACCGGGCACAAAAUCUGAAUGAGCGGCGAACCACCACCACCACCCUCACGGUGGAUAUUCUGGACGGAGAUGACUUGGGUCCGAUGUUUCUUCCUUGUGUCCUUGUGCCGAACACUCGUGACUGUCGCCCGCUCACCUACCAAGCUGCCAUACCUGAGCUCAGAACUCCGGAAGAACUGAACCCCAUCGUGGUUACCCCGCCCAUCCAAGCUGUUGACCAGGACCGGAACAUUCAGCCGCCAGCAGAUAGACCAGGCAUCCUCUACUCUAUCCUUGUUGGGACUCCGGAGGAUUACCCACGAUUUUUCCAUAUGCAUCCUAGGACGGCAGAACUUAGCCUCCUGGAGCCCGUAAACAGAGAUUUUCACCAGAAAUUUGAUUUGGUUAUUAAGGCUGAACAAGACAAUGGUCACCCUCUGCCAGCCUUUGCCAGUCUACAUAUUGAAAUACUGGAUGAAAACAACCAGAGUCCCUACUUCACGAUGCCCAGUUAUCAAGGCUACAUUCUGGAAUCUGCCCCAGUGGGAGCCACUAUCUCUGACAGUCUGAAUUUGACCACCCCUCUUAGAAUUGUGGCUCUGGACAAGGACAUAGAGGAUGUUCCUCCAGGGGGAGUUCCUACGAAAGACCCAGAGCUUCACCUUUUUCUCAACGAUUACACCUCAGUCUUCACCGUCACACAGACAGGUAUCACUCGCUACCUCACCCUACUUCAACCAGUGGACCGAGAAGAGCAGCAAACUUACACUUUUUCGAUAACAGCAUUUGAUGGUGUGCAAGAAAGCGAGCCAGUUAUUGUCAAUAUCCGGGUGAUGGAUGCAAAUGAUAACACUCCAACCUUCCCUGAAAUAUCCUAUGAUGUCUACGUUUAUACAGACAUGAGCCCCGGGGACAGCGUCAUACAGCUCACCGCGGUGGAUGCAGAUGAAGGGUCCAACGGGGAGAUUACCUACGAAAUCCUAGUUGGGGCUCAGGGAGACUUCACCAUCAACCGCACCACGGGGCUCAUCACCAUCGCUCAGGGGGUGGCGCUGACAGUGGGGCGCACCUAUGCGCUCACAGUCCAGGCUGCAGACAACGCGCCUCCUGCAGAGAGAAGGCACUCCAUCUGCACCGUGUACAUUGAAGUGCUUCCUCCAAAUAAUCAGAGCCCUCCCCGCUUCCCACAGUUGAUGUACAGCCUUGAAAUCAGUGAAGCCAUGAGGAUUGGUGCUGUUUUAUUAAAUCUCCAGGCAACUGAUCGAGAGGGAGACCCAAUAACAUAUGCCAUUGAGAAUGGAGAUCCCCAGCGAGUUUUUAAUCUUUCAGAAACUACUGGGAUUCUAACCUUAGGGAAAGCCCUGGACAGGGAGAGCACGGAUCGCUACAUUCUGAUCGUCACUGCUUCCGAUGGCAGGCCGGAUGGGACCUCAACUGCCACGGUAAAUGUGUUAGUGACAGAUGUCAAUGACAACGCCCCAGUGUUCGAUCCCUAUCUGCCUCGAAAUCUGUCCGUGGUCGAAGAAGAAGCCAAUGCGUUUGUGGGUCAAGUAAGGGCAACAGACCCUGAUGCGGGAAUAAAUGGCCAGGUGCACUACAGUCUGGGCAACUUCAAUAACCUCUUUCGCAUCACAUCUAACGGGAGUAUUUACACAGCAGUGAAGCUUAACCGAGAGGUCAGGGACUACUACGAACUUGUCGUUGUGGCAACCGAUGGGGCGGUUCACCCGCGUCACUCAACUCUGACGCUGGCCAUCAAAGUGUUGGAUAUUGAUGAUAACAGUCCCGUGUUCACUAACUCAACAUAUACUGUCAUCGUAGAAGAGAACCUGCCAGCCGGGACCACCUUCCUUCAGAUAGAGGCCAAAGAUGUUGACCUCGGAGCAAAUGUGUCUUAUCGGAUCAGAAGCCCAGAAGUCAAGCACUUUUUUGCACUACAUCCAUUUACAGGAGAACUCUCCCUCUUAAGGAGUUUGGACUAUGAGUCAUUUCCAGACCAGGAAGCAAGCAUCACUUUUCUCGUGGAGGCCUUCGAUAUUUAUGGAACGAUGCCACCGGGCAUUGCUACUGUCACAGUGAUAGUGAAGGAUAUGAAUGAUUAUCCUCCAGUAUUUAGUAAACGAAUCUACAAAGGGAUGGUGGCUCCGGAUGCUGUCAAGGGCACACCUAUCACCACGGUUUAUGCUGAAGACGCAGACCCUCCUGGAUUACCUGCAAGUCGUGUGAGGUACAGAGUAGAUGAUGUCCAGUUUCCUUAUCCUGCUAGUAUUUUUGACGUAGAAGAAGAUUCUGGAAGAGUAAUAACUCGAGUCAAUCUUAAUGAAGAACCUACGACAAUUUUUAAGUUGGUGGUCGUCGCUUUUGAUGAUGGUGAGCCUGUGAUGUCCAGCAGUGCCACAGUGAAGAUUCUGGUCUUACAUCCUGGAGAAAUCCCACGCUUCACACAAGAGGAAUAUAGACCCCCUCCGGUGAGCGAACUUGCUGCCGGAGGCACAACAGUUGGUGUCAUUUCUGCAGCGGCCGUCAACCAGAGUAUCGUGUACUCCAUUGUCUCAGGAAACGAAGACGGUCUGUUUGGAAUCCACAACAUCACGGGUGUUAUCUAUGUCAAUGCCCCUCUGGAUUACGAGACAAGAACGAGCUAUGUGCUUCGCGUCCAGGCUGAUUCCCUGGAAGUGGUCCUCGCCAAUCUCCGAGUUCCUUCGAAAAGUCACACAGCGCAAAUAUUUUUAAAAAUCAAGGCUACUGACAAAGAUACUGGCAAUUAUAGCGCCAUGGCAUACCGACUCAUCAUUCCACCAAUUAAAGAGGGAAAAGAAGGAUUUGUUGUAGAAACAUAUACCGGGCUCAUCAAAACCGCUAUGCUUUUCCACAACAUGAGAAGGUCCUACUUCAAAUUCCAAGUCAUCGCGACUGACAACUAUGGGCAGGGGCUAAGUGGCAAGGCAGAUGUGCUGGUCUCUGUGGUCAACCAGCUGGACAUGCAGGUGAUCGUUUCGAACGUGCCCCCGACUCUGGUGGAGAAAAAGAUAGAAGACCUUACAGAGAUUUUGGAUCGGUAUGUUCAGGAGCAAAUUCCUGGUGCCAAAGUGGUGGUGGAGUCCAUCGGUGCUCGCAGGCAUGGGGAUGCCUUUUCGCUAGAAGAUUACACCAAAUGUGACCUGACUGUCUAUGCAAUCGACCCCCAAACCAACAGAGCCAUCGACAGAAAUGAGCUUUUUAAAUUUUUGGAUGGCAAACUGCUUGAUAUCAAUAAAGACUUUCAGCCGUAUUACGGCGAAGGAGGACGUAUUCUGGAGAUCCGGACCCCGGAGGCAGUGACCAGCAUUAAAAAGCGAGGAGAGAGCCUAGGCUAUACAGAGGGGGCCCUGCUUGCACUCGCCUUCAUCAUCAUCCUCUGCUGUAUCCCUGCCAUCUUGGUAGUUCUGGUCAGCUACAGACAGUUUAAAGUACGCCAAGCCGAGUGCACCAAGACAGCGCGAAUCCAGUCGGCAUUACCCGCAGCCAAGCCUGCUGCACCUGCGCCCGCACCUGUGGCCGCGCCCCCGCCGCCCCCCGGGGCGCACCUGUAUGAGGAGCUGGGAGACAGCACCAUGCAUAAGUAUGAGAUGCCUCAGUAUGGAAGCCGUCGCCGUCUCUUACCGCCAGCUGGACCAGAGGAGUAUGGUGAGGUGGUUGGUGAAGCCGAGGAAGAAUAUGAGGAGGAAGAGGAAAAGGCAAAGAAAAUUAAAAAACCUAAAGUUGAAGUCAGAGAGCCUAGUGAGGAGGAGGAAGUGGUUGUCACCAUCGAGAAGCCACCGCUGGCCGAGCCUCCCUGCACCACGUGGAAGAGGGCCAGGAUAUUCCCGAUGAUCUUCAGGAAAGUUAGAGGGCUGGCCGAGAGGAGGGGCGUCGUGGACCUCGAGAGUGAAGAGUGGCAGCGACGCCUUGAGGAAGCAGACAAGGAUUAUCUGAAGCUCACCCUGGACCAAGACGAGGCCACAGAGAGCACGGUGGAGUCAGAGGAAGAAUCCUCGAGCGACUACACAGAGUACAGCGAAGAGGAGUCGGAGUUCAGCGAGUCGGAGACCACGGAAGAGGAGUCUGAGUCGGAGACGCCCUCGGAGGAGGAGGAAGAGAGCUCUACCCCUGAAUCCGAAGAGUCGGAGUCCACAGAGUCAGAAGGAGAGAAGGCCAGGAAGAACAUCUUUCUGGCCAGAAGAAGGCCGGUUGUUGAGGAGGUCAAGGAGGUCAAAGGCAGGAAACGGGAGCCCCCUGAAGAGCCUGAGGAGCCGCCCAGGGAGGAGGAGGAGGAGGGAGGGCCAGCAGCAGGAGGGGAGAGCGAGCUGGCCUCCGUGGACGAGCCGGCAGGCCUGGAGGUCACCGAGGAGGGGAGCGCAGAGGCGGCCUCGGGGGAAGAGGGCUCGGCCAGCGAGGAGGAGUCAGAGCCGGCCAGUAGUGUUAGCAGCAGCAGCAGCAGCGAGAGCCAGUCUGGAGGGCCCUGGGGCUUCCAGGUGCCAGAGCAGGACAGCAGCAGGGACGCGCGCCGGGACAGGCAUCCGGGAGGCUCCGAGGGCUACGACACGGCCCUCUGA